Rotaria sp. Silwood2 is the source of this 450-nucleotide messenger RNA. NCBI's taxonomy places the organism in Eukaryota, Metazoa, Rotifera, Eurotatoria, Philodinida, Philodinidae. The record is from the annotation of a GenBank genome assembly.
AUGUUGAAAUUACAUAAUUAUUUUCGUGCUCGUCAUUGUGCACCACCACUUGUUAUAAGUCAACAGUUAAAUCAAAUUGCUCAAUCAUAUGCUGAAUACUUAGCAGCGACAUCAACAUUUGAACAUAGUGGAAAUCAACUUGGAAAUGAACCCUUAGGAGAAAAUCUAUAUAUGCAAUGGAUAUCUUAUGGUCGAGUAAAAGCUUCUGCAAGAGAUGCAAUACAAAGUUGGUAUGAUGAAAUAGCAAUGCAUGAUUUUGACAGACCAAUAUAUUCAUCAGAAACCGGUCAUUUUACCCAAAUGGUGUGGAGAUCAUCAAGAAAAUUGGGUGUUGGAGUAGCUUACUCACCUGAUGGCCGUGAAGUUUAUAUUGUAGCAAAUUAUUAUCCUGGUGGAAAUAUUGUUAAUCGAGGAUAUUUCGAAAGUAAUGUUUUACCACCGAAUUGUUAG